AUGGAGAUGUCCUGGCGGCUGAUAGAAGAUCAUGAACAUAUUCAUUAUGGAUUUAUUGGUAAGGAUAGCAAGACUCUGGGUUCAAGUGAUCGGACUUCUAUUCGUGGACUCCACCCUGGAUUAUUGGGUCAAGACAGUGCACCACAAAAUGAAUUGAUGGUGAAGAAAGAAUAUACUCACAAUAUUUCAAGUAAACAUAGAAUCUCCAUGGUGAAGCUCGUGGCACUAGCAAUCCUCCUCCUCUUCUCAAUCACCGAGAUCUCUCUCGCCUCCGCUAAGAAACCGAUGGUCACUGCCGCUCGAAGAGAAGACAUCCUUUUUAUACGAUGCCAGGUCUGCCACAAGAUCGCAGAGCAGAUUUACAAUCAAGUUGAGAAGAAACAAGCUCAGAUAUCACCUAAAAGGUUAACUUUUUGUUGUUUGGUUUCGGUUUCGGAGUACCAGAUUAUUGAGAUUGCAGAGAAUGUUUGUAAUUUGAAGAAGGAAGAGACGGAUUGGAUUCUGCAUAUUGAUAUUGUUGAGAAAGAGGACAAAUUGGAGCUUAUUGAACAAGGUACUGAAGGGCUAUGCAACUCAGAGUGUAAGACUCAUAUCGAGCACGCAUGUCAAGAGAUUAUCGGAUACUCGGAUACAGAUGUUGUUGAAUUUGUAUAUAAACACCGUCCUUCUGUUGAUAAAUUGGCGAAUGUCCUGUGUAAAGACCUUUCUGAUGCAUGCUCCAAAAGCCCACCACCUGUUCCUAAGGCUAUACUUAUUCUUCACGUUCCCAUACAACUUAGGAAUUUCAAGAUCCGAGAUCCCCCUCUUCUUGCUAAAAAAUCAGACAAGGGUAUCAACCUUCUGGCUUCUCUAUGUAACAUAUAUCAGACAUCAGAAGACGAGGUCAAAAGCACAAUGGAAAAAGUUAACAAUAUAAUUGUGAAUAUUUUAAAGAAGGAGCCUUGUCCAGCUUCAGAGUGCAAGUCGGAAAAUCUGGAAUUCAUCAUAGCAGCAUCCAGUGCAAAGGGUUCUAAGGUGAAGGAUGCAGCAAUAGCUAAAGCAUUAAGUUAUGCAGAUAUCCCCAACUCCCAAAUAAGAAAAGUCACUUCUUCACGCUUAUUGCUCUCUAAACAGACUCUUCCUCAUUACUAUUUAACUGUGGACACUCGGGUAGACAAACUUAUGGAGUUAAGAAGCCAACUUAAUUCUUUACAAGAAGCCUCUAGUGGGAAAAGGAUUUCCAUAAAUGACCUUGUGAUAAAGAAGUUGGAGAUGGAUGGUGAAGGUGGGAAGAAGAAGCCAGAGACGUGACGAAGGAAAGACUUGCAACGUUGAUAA
Molecule: messenger RNA, 1317 nt
Organism: Asparagus officinalis (garden asparagus)
Lineage: Eukaryota; Viridiplantae; Streptophyta; Magnoliopsida; Asparagales; Asparagaceae
Molecular function (GO): acyltransferase activity
Source: RefSeq, a predicted model, not a curated record